AUGGCGAAGCUCGAACCUCUGGACAACGAGCCCACGUCGGACUAUGACAAAGACAGGAUGGCGAAGAAGAAGAAGGAUAGGAAUCAUGGGUCCACCAAAUUCUUCGUCUUCGUCGAUUACUUGUUCCUUUGCAUCUUUCUCGGCUUCCUUUCCUUCAUCAUCUUCAGGAUCGCUGCUGGGUCAUUUUCCUCAUGGCUAAUUUAUCAGUUUCCGAGAUUUGCUUUCUGGACUUAUUAG
Linum trigynum is the source of this 237-nucleotide messenger RNA. The record is from the annotation of a GenBank genome assembly. Lineage: Eukaryota; Viridiplantae; Streptophyta; Magnoliopsida; Malpighiales; Linaceae.